Messenger RNA from Penaeus chinensis, 1421 nucleotides. RefSeq names its product ZZ-type zinc finger-containing protein 3-like (gene Atac1). The transcript has 11 exons. NCBI's taxonomy places the organism in Eukaryota, Metazoa, Arthropoda, Malacostraca, Decapoda, Penaeidae. The coding region runs from base 369 to 1367 and encodes 332 amino acids. Gene Ontology annotation, molecular function: zinc ion binding. The record is from RefSeq and is a predicted model, not a curated record.
UACACAGCGAAUGGUCAAGACUUCGCUUCAUAAACAGUGCAACAGAAGUAUGUAUACAUAAACAAAUAGAUAUGAAAUGAAAUAUUGCAUAUUAGUACAUGGAAAUAUGAGAGAGAUGUCAGAUGUGGGAGACAGCAGGAUGGAGGAUCUCCCUUCCCUUUCUCCUGCGGGAGAUGAAACUGGUGAAUAUUACUUUGAGUCAGAUCCUCUGGCUCUGAAGGGCAACCCAGACUACCAGCUGCUCAUGAAGACUUUAGUCAGGCUUCAGGCCCAAAGGAGCAAGGCAGUUCGGCUCUCUGACUGUCACCAUCGUAACAUUCUCUUGUUGUCUACCUCAUCCACUGAGCUGGACACUUAAUCAUUUGUACAUGGACAUGGAACGAUUGCAAGAAAUGCGUGAACAGGCACUUCGCGAUCCCCUGCAUUUUGUGACUGCCCUCCAGAACGGUGAAAACCUAAAUCUUCCAGGGCCCCAGGAGAUUGUGCAGAUACCACACAUUGACUGGGAAAAAUACAAUGUCCAGUCGAUCAUGCAGGGUAUGAGGCCCAAGACAAGGAAACGCAUCUUGCAGGAGAGUCAGCAGACCCAUCCAGACAGCAAAGAACCAGCCUGCUCAGACAAGAUCAUGGUGCGAGGUCGUAUCUACGAUGAGAGUAAACCCCAGACAUUUAACCAGUCAUGGACAGAUGAAGAGCAACGCAAAUUGGAAGAGCUUCUAAUUAAAUACCCAGAUGAAACUAUAGCCUCCCAUCGGUGGGUUAAAAUAUCCAAUGAACUUGGAACCCGAACACCUCUUCAAGUUCAGAGUCGAGUGCAGAAAUACUUCAUUGCCCUGAAACGAGGUGGAUUACCUGUUCCAGGUAGAAAUCCACGAACAGCUGUAUUAAGAAAACAGGGUGCACGCAGGCGGUCAGUCCUCCAUGCAGUGACACCUAAUCGGUCCUCAAACUUUAUGAAAGCUUUUGACAUGUAUGAAGAUGAGAAGGACUCCAUCCCCUCAGAUGUUUUAAACUAUGUAUCUCAAGGAUAUUUAGACGAAGUUUCGGAUGAAGAGGAUUUGUCAGAAGAAUUGAGGAAUAGUGAAGAAUACCAAGAGUUGCUUAGACUGAAGCAGGUCCAGAGGUACAAACAGAAAGAAUUGGAUACUGGCGUUAUAGUUCACCCAGGCUUCAGUUGUGAUGUAUGUGGAGUAGACCCCAUUAAAGGACCUCGAUGGCACUGCGUCCAGUGUCCAGCAACCACAAGUGUCGAUCUCUGCGAGAAAUGUGUGAAAACUGACUUCUCAACUGACAGUCAUCAGCCAAGUCAUGUUCUGCAGUGCUUCAAAGCCCUCUGUGUUAGAGACACUGUUGUAUCUCAGAACUAAGUUAUAGUUCCAGCUGUAUCAUGAUUCACGAAAUAAAAGUUUAUUUUUGUAUUA